UCUGUGUACUCCUGAGUAAAUAUGUUCCUUGCUUAUUAUCAAGGAACAUAUUUUUAUUAUACUCUUUGUCUGUGUUAAACAUGGCGUUUGUUGUUGUGAAGUGAAAAUGUGAAAUAAAUAAAAAUUAGAAUGUUUGGGAAUGUGAAUUGUUUUUAUUUAUACGUCAUCGUUGUUACAGUAAUUAUAAUAACAUGUGCUUGCGAGCCACAGACGCCAUACCUCGCACUAUACGGCACCGGGGACACGGAGCACACGGACGUGCUGGUGCGGCGCGUGCACGACAACCUGACGCUCGUGUGCGAAGUGCGCGGCGACCCUGCGGCCAGGGUGUUCGUGUGGAACUACGUCAGCGACAACGGCACCGACGGCGGCAGGCCCUUAGUUUCGGAGCCGUCCGGGCCGACCAUCGUCAGCCGACUGGAGCGAGGGGACCUGCAGCUGUCGGACAGCGGCCACUACAUCUGCUCCGCGCCGCCCUUCAGCAGCACCAAGUAUGUGCUGGUGCAGACUAAAGGUCCGCACCAGUGUGCGCGCGGCGCGUUCUGGUGCGGCGCGCGCUGCGUGCUGCCCGCGUACGUGUGCGACGGGCGCAAGGACUGCGUGCUGGCCGAGGACGAGGCGCCGCCGCUGUGCGCGCCGCGGCCCUGCGCGCGCGGCGACAAGCUGAACUGCUCGUCGGGCCGCUGCAUCCCCGAGGCGGCGUGCUGCCGGCCCGGCGCCGCGCUGUGCCGCCAGCCCGCCUGCUGCGACGAGCACUCGCGCUUCUCCACCUUGGAAGGGUACGUGGAGGUGGAGUACCCGCCGCUGUUCGACGACCGGCACGCGCCCGACGAGUACGGCUUCAUCCAGUCCACCAUCUACACCGUCACCGCGUGCGCGCUCAUCUUCAUGAUAGCGGUGGUGCUGCUGGUGUCGGCGCUGUGCAAGAUGCACAUGAAGCGCGCCGCGCUGCGCGGGUACGCGUCGGCGCACCGCGACACCGCGCACCACUACGCCGCUCGGUUCCCGCCGCGGUACGAGGCGGCGCGGCUGCUGGAGCCCGGCGCGGCGGCCAGCCCCGUCCGCGGCACGUACGCCAGUACGGAGCUUCCCAGUCCGGAGUCCCCCUCGACUGUAGCGAGCGAGCCGCCCGAGCCGCCGCCCUACAGCGGGGGCUUCGGCCUCGCCAGACUGUCCGCCAUAUUCUGCUCCAGGUAUAGACAGGUGCCGACGCAGUGCUGCGACGUGGAGCUGCGGCCGGUGCGCGGCGCGGGCGGCGUGGGCGGCGCGGGCGGGCCCCCGCGCGCGGCGCCGCCCGCCUACCGCUCGCCCGCGCGCGCCGAGCCCGAGCUGUACUACGCGGACCCCGAGCUGGCGCCGCAGGAGCUCAACUACAUGGCCGCGCCGCUCGACUUCUUCUGCCGCCGCACCGCCAGGAGGAACACCAUAGACCGCGUGCUGGAGCAGCUGUCGGCGGCGCAGCGGCCGCUCACGCUGCAGCUGGGCCGCUUCCAGCUGAGCCUGCCGCGCUUCCGGCGCGAGUCGCCGCGCCCCGACACGCCCGACGUGGGCGAGCUGGCGGCCGACGAGCUGCGCGACACCUACACGCUCAACGGCCGCACCAUCGCGCUGCUGGGCGCCGACCUCGAGCACUUCCCGCCGCGCCCCGGCCGCCCGCCGCCCUACAACGAGGCCAUGAGGUACAAGUACGGGCCGCCGCCCGACUACCUCAGCCGCGAGCGCAUCGACAGCGACGAGAGCGAGGCGCGCAGCAACGUCGAGAUGCCGCCGCGCUACGAGGAGCUGGCCGCCGGCGCCGACCGCAACGCCAACGUCGCCACCGUCGCCCCCGCCGCCGCCGUCGCCACCGUCGCCGACGUCGAGAACGGCAACGUGGCGACGGGGCACAUCGCCGAGACCAACGCGCUGUACGACGCGGACAGCGUGAACGGCUGCACGGCGAUCAAUGACAACGACCUGUUCGUGAGCGCGGGCGCGUACCCCGAGACCAUCCGCUCCGUCAUCGACAACCUGCCCGCCAUCGACUGCGACGUCAACGCCAACGACGGCGCGCUCUCGGCCUAGUGCCGACGCACUGUUCGGCGGGGUAGCGGGCUUGAGGUCGAAACUCAUUAUUAAGGACACAUUUCACCGGACACGUAAUAGCUACGUAUCACCUCGCCGUCCACACAACAAAUAAAGUAUUAAUAAUAAAGCCCGCCGGCCGCUCCUUUACGUCGUUUUGAAUGGUUUGACCAUUGUGUUAGCUGGUGGAUAUUUUUGAAUAUUUAUAAAAUAUUCACAGUAACCGCGGCGAUAGGUGAUUUUUUUUUUGUAGAAUGAUUGUUCGACACUUUUACUACCAAUCAGAUGUAUGGACCGAAUCGCGACUGAGAAUUUUUGCUGAAAAUGUCUCAGAAGAAAGAAAAGCUCGGUACUUCGAAACCUGAGCUUGGACUCCAAUAAACCCGGGACCUCGAGACCGACGAGGCAUUAUGUCGUCAUUAUGAAGUGAUACGUUUGAAUGUGCGGCCACGUUUCGUUAAGUUACAAAGUAACAAUUGGGCACAGAUAUAUACUGUACACAUGUGGCGGGUGAUGGCAGCUAGACAUAACACAUCGUCACAUUCAUGUGUGACGAUUUUUACUUAGUGAGGUUACGUUCUAAGGGAAAUUUAUUUUUUAAGUGACAUUAUUAAUAAUUGUAAUUUUAGGGAACUCUUCUGACAUUUUCUUUUAAUAAAUACUAAGUAUGCAACACAAACAAUUAAACUGUAAUUAUAGAAUUGUUAUAGGUUACUCAAACUUAAAUAUAAGUAUAAUAUAUAAUGUACCAAGUGAAAUAUGAAACAUCUUUUAGUCGCGUGUUAUUUUUAUAUUUUUCAUUCAAAACUGUGAUUCUAUUUACAAAAACAUAUCAUCAUAUCAGCCGAUGGAUGUCCAAACAUCACGAUUCUGAGCUCGCGACGCGAGCGACGAACUGAAGACGAUGUCUUCAGUUCACCUGACAGGGGGUCGAACAACACUGCACUUUUUAGUGCGGGGUCGCAUUCCAGCACCUCGGACCCCAACGUCCAUCGGCUCUUCGAACUAUGUGCCCCGCCCAUUGCCACUUCAGCUUCUCGACUCAUUGAUCUCCUCAUUUCUGAUUCAAUCACGCAAAGAUACUUCGAGCAUAGCUCGUUCCAUCGCCCGCUGUUAUUCUAAAAUUAAUAACUUAGAACAAUAUGAAAAUCUUUCUUUUUUAUGAACGGUGAAAUUUUUUUUUCAGGAUUCUGUCCUAAUUAUAAUAUUACAAUGGUAUCUUGUGAAUAUGUCUUUGUAAAAUAAAAUUAUGAAAUAAAAAACAGCUAUAGCUGGUUAUUAAUGAAAUAAGUGCCUUAAAUCAAUGAAAACAAACUAGUCAAACGCACGGCUUUGCUCAUGUAGUUAGUGUCACCAACUUAGUUAUAUUGGACACUGUGCACCAAACACAUUCAGUAGGCCUGAGAUGCGCGCCGGUACAUCUCGUGAAGACAAAAUGACAUUGUCGACCACUAGCAGCGAAUCGAAAAUAUCGCUCUCUCUCUCUCGUCCCAUCACAACGAAUUGUAAGGUUCAGCAGCUAUUGGUUUUAUUGGUAGGUUUAAAAUAUUAAAAUUUAAAUGAUCAUGACCAUAAUAUUAAAAAAGCCCCUUAAAAUACGAAACAUGCAACAAACGUAACAAAUGCAUCCAAAAAUCACCCUUUUACUAUAAUCGUAACUAAAAUGUAUAUAAUAAAAAAAUUCUGAUUGCAUUAAAUUUAAAAACUGAAAAGAUAAUAACAAGUUCUAACUAGAAGUGUAAGAAGAAAUUAGAAAAAAAUCGUCGAAAACAAUUUUUUUUAGUCUGUUUUUUUAAUUAUUAUUUUUAUUCUAUUGACGAGAUUUGUAAUGGCGCGCAAGUUAGUCCUACAAGUUAAGUACUUCAGCACUGUAAAAAGUUAAAACAUUAAAUAGUUUCCCAACAGAAAAGUAUCAAAAAAUAUACUAAAUUAAAAUACGAUACAAUAACUAUCAGUUAAAAUUGAUAUCAACUAAUUAUAGGUUUAUGUGAUCUUAUAUAUUAUAGUAUUUCUUUGUUUAUAUAAUGUUGUUUAUUUAUAAUACUCUUGUAAAUGUACUGUAUAUAAUAUAUUUUAUAGUUAACAUUAGGUCGCAACCAUUUCUAUGCGGAUCCCUUGUUCAUACUCAAAAUGUCCAUUGAGAGUUUAUUGAUUUGAAAUUGCCUUUCAAAUCAAUAAACUCUCAAUGGACAUUUAUAUUGUUUUGAAAGGUAUUAUAUAAUUUUCCACUAUUGUAUGUCAAAUUUCAAAAGGUGCAUAACCACCAAACCUACUAAAGUUGAUUGGAAUACAUAGUCAGGUUGAAAUCUUAGUUUGAUAAGGAAAACUCUUAUAAUAGAAGGAAAAUUAUGAAUGGCAGCUCACUCAACGCGAAUUAAGGUUCUGACUUGUUUUUUUUGUUUAUUCUAAAAUUGAUACAAUAUUAUUUUAACUAGAUUUUAUAAUACUAGUUGAGCAAAUGUUAUGUAAUGUUAAAUGUCGAUGGACAAACAAGUAUCAACAUAAUCGAGAACUAUGAAUAUUCAAAAAGCGGGACUGUCCCGCUCAAAAUGAAUGGUCACGUUAAGUAUACCACGCAGUUGGUAUAUUGUUUGCCUGUACAGCGUACAUUGUGAAGUUGGACAGCUAUCAUGCAUCUAUAUACAUAUAUCUGCAGUAAGAUAUGAAGGCCGCUAUGAUAAUUUGCAGUAGUGUAUCCCUAAAUGUAAACUGUUAUUACUAUGAUAUUGUUGUGAAUUAUAUAAUAUAUAUACUAUGUUAGCAUGUUAUCAUACAUAUUAUACAGUGGCGUGCACUUCACACGUGCAAAACUGCACUACCUACUACCCGGAUGGUUUAUUCACUAAUUUGGUCUUUUUAUAUCAACCUAUUAAAAUAAUCAUCAAAUCAACUGAAUGUCAUCUACCUACUGUCUGAUAUCCGAAGGGUUGUUAGAUUGUAGAAUCUUAAUUUAAUAAAAGUUAGUGAAUUAGCCUGCUGGUCCUUGAGGACACAUUAAGAGGCCUACCCUACAAAUACCUUGUGCACGCCACUGGUUUAUUCUUAUAACUAAUAUUUAUAAAUAUAAUUGUAUUUUAAUUGUUAACGAUUUUCCUUCUACCUCUGUGAAACAAUAAACAAAACAGAACCGACCAAAAAUGCUUUAUAAUACAUUUUUAAUAAUAAAUACUUAAUAGUUAUUGUUAAUUUAACAUAAAUCAGGUAUUCGAAUAAUGUACAGAGGCAAAUGACCUACUAAGUGGAUACAGUAUGCGCCAAACUUGAAGUCCGCUAUGAAGUUGCAACAUGCCGAACUGCGCUGCCGGUACUGGGACAUCAUUGUUUUUAGUCACUCGGCGCGACCUAUACAAGCUUAGACCGAGAGAUAGUGUUAUAUUUUGAAAUACAAAUUAUGAAAAAUUAUUUUAUAAGCGGUUGUCAAGGAGACGCGUUACGUUUGUUUUUUAAUGGGUUUAACCGGCUCCAGUACGUUGUUUGUAAAGACUCCUCUGGUAUGGCAUAGCAUAUAUUGGCCAAAAUUACGUUGUCUUUUAAUUAUUUCUAAUAGUUUGUGUAACGGGUCGGUUUACAUGUCGUAAGCUAACGCGGAACUGUAGGCUCAAAAUGCGACCGACCUAGAUCUCUCACUCGAUCGUUUCAUUAUGGUUUAAUUGCUGAUGUCCCGCAGUUUCGCCCGAGUUGUUCCCGUUCUUGAGGGAAUAACGUGAUAAAAUAUAGCCAUAUUAAUUGCUGAUAAUAUAGGGAUUUAAUGUGUAAGGUGCAACAAACGAACAAAAAAACUAGUGAAAUUGCGGGCCGUUUGCUAAGAUAAUAUAUAAACGGUAACUGAUGAAAAUUGUUUUGUCUCACACACACACACAUACAUACUGCCUGUAUUGUCUAACUGUAACACAAGCGCAAAGCGACUGUGUUGUGUUGCCAGCUAGAAAUAUUUUAGAUAUAAAUAAUUCUGUAUUUUGUUCAUUAUAUUUACAUGCGAAAUAAUAUAUCUUGCCUAUGGAUUAGGUGAAUUUAGUAGUUACUAAAAAUAUAUAACCAGGACAUUGUUCGCCAACACGUCCCUCAGUGGGCCCGUAAUACUAAGUGAGAAUGUCUGUCGAGCGGGGUGUUGGGUACACCAUGCAUAGUUGUAUUGCACAUGAAACAAUAAUUACCACAUAUCACGUCCUGCGGCUUUUCGUGUAAAUGUGUGUAUGUGCAUGUUCCACGACUCAUGAGAUUAUAAUAUUAAUCUUUAAUAUUAGUGUAGCAUACUGGUGGUAGGCCGACAGAACUGACCGCCUUUCGCACUUGCGUUGCUUUUUUAUUGAAAGAACUAUAUUUUACUAAUAAGGAUUUCGUCCCCUUUUAAAAUGUAUUAUAGUUUUUCAAUCUAAGUGAAUAAAGUUAAUUUUGCAUCUGUUAGCCUUUUGGGAGCCAAUGGUGUAUCAUUUAAAUUAAUCGUAAUAUGUUAUAGCGGUUAAUUCUGUACGGGUAAUGGUUAUAUCUCGAUAUUAUUAUAUUUGUACUUGCAACUCUCACACGUGAAACGGCAUUCGUCUGUGCCACAGCAUUGCUGCGACAUAGACUGAGUUUUUUACAUGUGUGUGUUGUAGGUAUGCGUCAUUAAUUGUUAUAGUACAAAGUCCAGCCUUGCGAAUGCCUUACAGCUGUAAUUAUAAGCAAAUAAACUCUAUGUUUCAGUA
Messenger RNA from Bicyclus anynana (squinting bush brown), 6749 nucleotides. RefSeq lists its product as uncharacterized. The transcript is spliced from 12 exons. The record is from RefSeq and is a predicted model, not a curated record. Bases 130 to 2064 code for a protein of 644 amino acids. Gene Ontology annotation, molecular function: protein binding. Lineage: Eukaryota; Metazoa; Arthropoda; Insecta; Lepidoptera; Nymphalidae.